AUGGACCCCGAUGCUGAUCCUGCAGUACAGUCCAUUCUGAAUCGAUUCCAGGCCUUUCCGAAACAACCCCGCCAAGCGGUGUAUCGGGGUAUCCUAGAAAGGCUGCGCCCGGAGGAAUGGCGGCAAGUCAAAGCCCAUGCCGAUCGCAUUACCUUCCAGUGUGAUUUCUUGGACAAGCUGCCUCCCGAGAUCGCGGUUCUGGUUGUUCAGCAGCUGUCACUCAUCGAUCUCGUCCGCCUCCAGAGGGUUUCGCGUCGAUGGCAGGAAAUCCUUUCAUCUUCCGUAGUGCGUCGAGCUGUCGUUCGAUCAACCUUGGGGAGAGAUCCUUGGACGCGAGAUCCGCCGCUGAGCUCUCAUGCGGCCGCUGAGGUUUCGAGUGGCUUGACGGCUGGUCCGAAGGAUGCCCAUUCAUACUCUCCGGCUUCUUUCACGGCUUUGGUCCAACAAAGACGUCGGUUGGAGCAGGGAGAGCCCGUCCGGAUUAUCGGAAUGCCAUCGCCCUUAAAUUCGGAGUUUGAUCCGUCCUUGUACGCCCGGGGGUGGGAUGGCCGGACAUCCAUCUCUCUUUUGGACCUGUCGACGGGGGAAUCAACUCGCCUGACCACUGAUAACAGAGAGCAACUGGUGGAACUCCGGUUUUCAGCGCCAACCAUCGCGGCAGUCUCGACCAGGGCAUACUGUCAUGUCUGGAACCUGGACACAAAGGAAUCUGCUUCCUUCCGAAUUCCCUCUGCUCAUUACAGACACUUCUUGGUGAACGGAUCCAAGGUUGCCCUGAGCUAUCGGGACUACGUUGUCCACUGGAGUUUCAGAUCAACAGUUGCUCACACCGUCAAAACUGGGAGCGCCAUUGUGGUACUGGCGUUGCAUCCCAGAGAAGAUCAGUUUACCGUGGUUCGCUUGUCGAAGAACAUCAUAACAGGGGACAGCAACACUGCUACCACCGCCACUACUGCCGACAUGGACUCCCUGGACGGUGCCCUGUCUAUUGAUAUGUGCCAGCUGCAUACAGAAAAAUAUUCCCUAGAUCACGACCGCAGCAAGUUCCGCUCUAUUUUCUCCCUCGAUCAACCUUUCCCAGGCCCAGAGAUUUGUAAAGAAUGGAUAAAGGCGACUUGGUUCGAGCAGGAAAUAUAUCGUGGCCAGAGCUGCGCCUUCCUAGAAAAUUGGGACGGCGGAGGAGCGGAUCAGGAACGUUCUAACCUUUACCUGUCCCUCGAAGGUGACCAGAGUGAGGUGGCAAUUCAUACGCUACCAGCACAAUUCAAUAAGAUAGGAAGCAUGAUCUGCCCCGAGAAAGGCAUCCUAUAUGCUCUUGCCAAGAAUCGUGAGCAAUAUGCCAUCCUGGAGACGAAACUUCAGGCUACGCCGCCGACCUCCCAUUCCUGUCUGUGGUAUCAACAUCCCAUCGUGGAUGUAAAAGACCUCGAACCGUGCUCAUGGGUCUUUGGCGAUGGUGAGUUUAUUCUCUUCCUCUUUUAUGAUGAUCUGGAAAUUUGGGCUAUGAAUGAAGCCUACCUGAGCAAGGCUGUAAGCCUGAUGGGGCGGUUGGGGCAUGGGAAUGAUGUUGAGGAUGAUGAUAAUGACUUCUGGUGA
Penicillium macrosclerotiorum is the source of this 1596-nucleotide messenger RNA. Its product is annotated as F-box domain protein. Bases 1 to 1596 code for a protein of 531 amino acids. Gene Ontology annotation, molecular function: protein binding. The record is from RefSeq and is a predicted model, not a curated record. NCBI's taxonomy places the organism in Eukaryota, Fungi, Ascomycota, Eurotiomycetes, Eurotiales, Aspergillaceae. The transcript has 4 exons.